Ustilaginoidea virens is the source of this 1788-nucleotide messenger RNA. RefSeq lists its product as uncharacterized. Gene Ontology annotation, biological process: retrograde transport, endosome to Golgi; intracellular protein transport. The transcript has 3 exons. Gene Ontology annotation, molecular function: phosphatidylinositol-3-phosphate binding. The record is from RefSeq and is a predicted model, not a curated record. The coding region runs from base 1 to 1788 and encodes 595 amino acids. Lineage: Eukaryota; Fungi; Ascomycota; Sordariomycetes; Hypocreales; Clavicipitaceae. Gene Ontology annotation, cellular component: retromer complex; retromer, tubulation complex; endosome.
AUGGACUACAGUGCCUCAAUCAGCGAGACCGACGACCCAGCUGCAUCGCCCUGGGGCAACAGCCCAAGCCAAGCGUCACAUCAAAAGACCGCUGGGUUCGCGGCCAUAGUUGGUGAGCCCUCGACCUCACCGUUUCCCUACGACCCGCAAGCUGCUGCCGCCAGUCAGCAUCAUGACGCAUUCGAAAGGCCCGGCACCGCGACAACAGAGUCCGGGACAGAGGGGGACGAUAUUGAGCAAUCACAACCCAUUGGCCCCCCCGGGCCGGAAUCCGCAAAUGAGCCCCAGCAGAGACAUUCCCAACGGUCUCAUCGGCCUCCUCACUCACAAGCUGUUGGCUCGACCAGGCAUGCAGAGCAGGCACGGCAACAGCCUCCACCUCAACCACGGUCGCAGUUCAAGCUGCAGGCCAAAAUCACGGGACUGGAAAGGACUGGGAAAAAGGACCCGGUACUUCGCUUCGAUGUUCAUACGAAUCUUCCCUCUUUUCGAACUACUCAAUACCGAGAUGUCAGACGCCUGCAUUCCGAGUUUGUCAAACUCGGCGAACAUCUCAUCUCGGCAAAUCCGGAAGCUUUCGUACCUGCUGUCCCUCCUCCCGUGACGGCUGCGGGUGCAGGCACUGAAGAGGACGACGAUCGAGUCAAAGCCAUGUUGCAGCGGUGGUUCAACUACGUGUGUGGCAAUGAAACUUUGAUGCGAGAUGACGAAAUGGUUCUGUUCGUUGAGAGCGAUUUCGGCUACAGCCCGCUUGUAAAGAUGAAGCAGCCCGCAACUGGUGUGCGGAGGAAAAUUCUGAAGCAAUUUGCGCCGCCCCCGGACGACACGCCCGAGUUAGCCGAAGCUCGGCCGACCGUCAAGCUGUUCUAUCUUGGUACCAUGGAUGCUGGCCACAAGGUGGAUAAGAUGGUAAAAGCACGAAGAGGCCUUGGACUGUCCGAGUCCGACUAUGGCGUCAAACUGAGCAGUAUGCAUGUCCAGGAGCCUCACCCAGGAUUAGCAAACGCAUACAAGAAGCUCGGCAGAGUGAUCCAGACGAUGGGUGACUAUCACGCUGCCCAAGCCACUGCCCAAGCUGCCACCAUUGGUGACCCUUUCCAAUAUCACUCUCAGGACUCCUUUAUUGUGAAGGAGUCCCUGACGAACCGUCAAAUCCUCGUCCGGGAAUUUCUACAAUCGCAAGAGGUGACGCGUAGCAAGCUCAACGCCGCCGAUCGCCUAAAAGCUAGUUCCAGCGUUCGACGUGAAAAGGUGGACGAGGCCAUCACCGCACUAGACGACGCCCGCCAGUUUGAAGCAAAUCUAUACAACAAGACGCACCGUGUGACCCAGAGCCUUGUUCAAGAGCGCCGCAAGUGGUUCGCCAGGACGGCCGCCGAUUUGCGCGCCAGCAUCCGCGAGUACGUCUUGCGUGAGAUUGAAGCCGAGCGUCGAACCCUGGCUUUGUUGGAAACCGUCCGGCCGGAUAUUCGGUCCAUCGACGCCUCGGGUGGUCUGAGCCGACUCGGUCGCGAGGCGCAUCCCGCUGUGCGGAGGACUAGCCUCGCCUCAAGCCAAGGCCCCAAGGGUGAUGCUUGGAGCGGUGUACCGCGUCGGUCAGACGCCACCCGCAGCGCGUCGGGCAGCUUCAUGGGCAAGGUCUCUGAAGAGGCGGAUGGUGGCAAUGAGGAAGCACGGGAAACCGCUGCUGUAGGAAGAUCAGGACUAGUUGGGUUGAAUGAGGAGGAUGACGAGGAUCGGAUCGAUGCAAGAAAUGCAGCUAGCAGGCUGGCCACGAGCACGUUUUAG